Molecule: messenger RNA, 1071 nt
Organism: Plenodomus lingam JN3
Lineage: Eukaryota; Fungi; Ascomycota; Dothideomycetes; Pleosporales; Leptosphaeriaceae
Source: RefSeq, a predicted model, not a curated record
AUGCACGGUAAAAGAGCAACUGAGUAUGCGCUUCUCGAAGCUGCAUCGGUCAAACUCGAAGCUCACCACUCACAGCGACUAAGAAUGUAUCUUCGACAACUUGCGGUGCCCCGAUCAGAGACCAGCACCUUUCAGUCUCAGGCGCUGGUGUUGUCGGUGUUGACUUUGCCUGGGACUCAACUUGGCUUCGACGAUUAUACCAUUUACGUAGCCAUGUUGCUCUUAGCAGUAUUUUCUGGACUUUCUGUACCUCUCGCAAAUGCAGGCUUGGGAAAAGACAUCUGGACAAUACCAUUCGACAACAUCACAUUUAUUCUCUUGGUCUACUUUGCAGAUGAAUUAAUUUAUUUGACGAUAGUGACGCUCACUAAAGUCUCCAUUCUGUUUUUCUUUCUGCGGAUCUUCCCGAAAAAGUCGUUCCGAAAAAUGGUAUACAUCCUCAUGACGAUAAAUGGCUUGUUCCUUUUCUCCUUCAUCAUCGUAUCGGUAUUCCAAUGCACACCCAUUGACUAUGCGUGGCACAACUGGCACAAGGAGACUCGUGGAGUGUGUAGGAACGUUAACGCACAAGGUUGGGCGGCCGCCAUCAUCAACAUCGUCCUGGACUUGGCGACCAUCCUUCUACCUCUUCGGCAGAUUUCUCAGCUAGUCAUGAACUGGAAGCAAAAGGUUCAGCUGGUAUUGAUGUUUUGCGUUGGUGGAUUUGUGACAAUCGUCAGCGUCAUCAGAUUGGAAUAUCUCAUAAACUUCGCGAAUUCAAAGAAUCCCACCUGGGACCUGGCGGGGUUCGGAGUGUGGUCUACCAUCGAGUUGGAUGUUGGUGUCAUGUGCGCCUGCAUGCCUGCCAUUCAGUCUCUGUGCAAGAGAUGCUUCCCGAAGGUCUUCGGUAUGACAACCCGGGGUAAAUCAACGGGCAAGUCUGGGGUCAGUGACGCGAGUGCGUCUAAUGGGGUAUCCAAAAGGAAGCUAGAAGGCUCAAAGAACUCCGAUAGAAAUUCUUUCAUCCCCUUGGUCGAGAUAGAUUCUGUCAAGGACACUGCAAGUGAGCAAGACGCAAAUAGGAAUGUAUAA